GCCGGCAGCGGCAGGCGCGCAGCGGCGAUGCCGCGGGCGGGCAUCCACCCGGGCUCCCGGGGCACGGCGCUGCUGGCCCUGUCGCUGGUGCUCGCAGGGUCCCUGGGCGGCGGGCAGCACUACGACUACUAUGGGUGGCAGCCCGAGAGCCUGCCCCACGGGCGCUUCUACGGGCGGGAGCCGCAGUGCCUCGACAUCCCGCCCGACAUGCAGCUCUGCCGCGACGUGGGCUACAAGCGCAUGCGGCUGCCCAACCUGCUGGAGCACGAGACCAUGGCCGAAGCCAAGCAGCAGGCUGGCAGCUGGGUGCCCCUGCUCGCCAAGCAGUGCCACACCGACACCCAGCUCUUCCUCUGCUCCCUCUUCGCCCCUGUCUGCCUCGACCGGCCCGUCUACCCCUGCCGCUCCCUCUGUGAGGUGGUACGUGACUCCUGUGCCCCUGUCAUGGAGUCCUACGGCUUCCCCUGGCCUGAGAUGCUGCACUGUGGCAAGUUCCCCUCUGACCAUGAGCUCUGUAUCGCCGUCCAGUUUGGGAACAGCAAAGCCACACCACCACCAGUGUCCAAGAUCUGCACGCAGUGUGAGAUGGAGCACAAGGCGGAUGGCAUGAUGGAGCAGAUGUGCUCCAGUGACUUUGUGGUGAAAAUGCGCAUCAAGGAGAUGACGGAGGAGAACGGGGAGCGGCGGCUGGUGGCUGCCCAGAAGAAGAAGGUGCUGAAACUGGGCCCGCUGAAGCGCAAGGACACCAAGAAGAUGGUGCUGCACAUGAGGAAUGCAGGUGCCUGCCCCUGCCCCCAGCUUGACAGCCUCAGUGGCAGCUUCCUGGUCAUGGGCCGCAAGGUGGGCGGCCGCCUGCUCCUCCUGGCUAUCUACCCCUGGCAGAAGCACAACAAGGAGAUGAAGUUUGCAGUCAAGUUCAUGUUCUCCUACCCUUGCCCGCUCUACCACCCCCUGCUCUAUGGGGCCGGGCAGCACUAGGGCUUUUUGCCCACCCUGCCUCCUCCCAGAACUCCUGCACUGGCCCAACAUCCCACCCCUGGCUUUCCUGGCUGUAACCCCAGGACCUCAGCUCUGCUCACCUCAGCCCCUUGGUUGUGCCCCAGAACCCAGCUUUGCACCUGCAGGAUUCCCUGCUGUGUUUGUGGGAGCCCUGAUCCACAGCCAGGACACCAGCCUCCUCCCUAGAGCCCUGCUCUGCACCCCUGGGACCCUGUUCUGCUCCAAGGACCCCCACUCCUGUCCAGGAGCUUAGUCUGGACCCAGGACCCUUGUUCUGCAUGUUUGUGAGCCCUGGUCUGUACUGGACACCCUUGUCUAUUCCCAGGCUCCCCAGUGAGAAGCCCAGAGACCCUUGCUUUCAUUUAGGAUCCCUGCUUGGCCCUCUUGGCUACACCUGGGACCCCGACCCUGCAGCCAUGUCCUUUGCCCAGCUCCCUCAUGAUAUGCCGCAGACCCUCAGCCCCCCCAGUCCCUAUUCCAGCCCACCAACACAUCCCAUGCCCUCACCUGGAGCUCACAUCAAGCCCUGGAUUAUCUCACCUUCACAGUGAUCCAGCCCAGCCCAGCCAGGUCCCUCUUGCCCCUCUGUUCCCACAGACUGACUCCCUCCAGACCAAGUGCCAGACCAAGAGCUGCACAAACCCUUCCUGGGUUCCCCCACUCCCCACACCACAUGGCUCAGUGUGUGAGGGGGGUCCACCUCCAAGUGCCUCAGACCAGCCCUGCUGCAUCCCUCGCACACACCCUGCUGUGACCCAGCCCACGCACCCCUUGCCCAUCAGCACCACAGUAAAUUAUUCCAGCUCAGAGAAGUCUGUGUGCCACUCACUGCAGUUCAUGGGUGAGCGUCCCUUGGGGCUCUCUCAGGGCCACAGAAGAAUGGGAGGGGGGUCCCAGUCCUGCCCACUGAGUGAGGCAGCCUGAGGGAGUGAGGUCACCUCAGGAUCUGGCUCUUGCCCCACUCCAGGUACUGUGCCCAGAGCCUGAAGCUGGGCAGUCCAGCCAGGCCAAUGGAUGUGGUUCCUAGUGAUCACAGGCAUGCCUAGAAACUCAGGCACCCCUGCCACUCCAGAGAGCCUGGGAGGACAUUGAGAUGAGUAGGAUGGGGGGACAGGGCCAUCACUGCUGCUGGAACCUCACAGCUGGGUAUGGCAGUGGUUUGCCAGGGAAGUUUCUUCCUUUGUCACCCCAGGGGAUAAAUCCGUGGUCUGGGAGCUCACAGCACUUGUGAAAAGCCUGGCACUGAGCAUCAUAGGGGGCAGCCUCCAACCCUGUCCUCCCCAGACCAUAUCAUCUGAAAGUCCUCUCUGCAGCUCCCUGCCAGCCCUGCUUGGCUGCCAGACCUCACAUGCCACAACCUCCAACCUCCUCCAAAAUGAUUCCUAGGGCCACCCACCUGCACUAGCCAGGACCCUCCCAAAAGCCCAAGGACCAGGGCAGCCCUCUGAUGGCAGCAGGGGCUGUCCCUUAGCUCAGCUCGGCUUCCCCAGCCCCAGCUGGCAAGGGGGCAGCUCAAGCGACCCCGUCGUGUUCCCGCAGCACGUACUUGUAUCCACCCGUCCCAAAGGGUGAGGGGGGCUGAAGGUGGCUGCCAGGACAUUUACCCAGUGCCUGGCUGCCUGACACUGUCUUCUCUUCGGAGCUGGCCUGGCCUCAGGGGGCCUCCUGUGACAAGAAGGAAAUUGAGGCUGCAGGAUGUCUGCACCCACCCUCUUCUGGCUGACAAGAGCACUGUGCACCUGCCCUGCUCUGAGGUGACCUCUUCUCCCUCUGCCCUCCUUGGGCACGGCCUUGGCCCCACUGGUCAGCCUCCAGAGCCCCAAAUCUCCAACUCUGGCCAGGGAGAGGUGCCUAUGCCCCUGCCCCACAGCCAGCCAGGAACAUGGGCCAGCCAGCCCCUGACCCAGCCUCACACCAGAAAUGGGCACUCCUCCCUGACCACUGGGAAAAAAAAAAUGGGGGAACAAAUCAAAUAUUAUUAGAAGGUUUGUUCAGAGCUUGACUGCUGAGCACACUUCCACAGGAAUAAACUCUGUCAAUUAUGAUAUUUUAUUGCAAAACUUUAAAAGCAUAAAUAAAACUCCAUCUCCCACAGCCUAAGUUUAUAUGUAGCCCUCUGUAUUCUGU
Molecule: messenger RNA, 3126 nt
Organism: Vidua chalybeata
Lineage: Eukaryota; Metazoa; Chordata; Aves; Passeriformes; Viduidae
Gene: SFRP5
Product: secreted frizzled related protein 5
Exons: 3
Coding region: 28-978 (316 amino acids)
Biological process (GO): non-canonical Wnt signaling pathway; negative regulation of canonical Wnt signaling pathway; canonical Wnt signaling pathway
Molecular function (GO): Wnt-protein binding
Source: RefSeq, a predicted model, not a curated record